Molecule: messenger RNA, 1616 nt
Organism: Tachyglossus aculeatus (Australian echidna)
Lineage: Eukaryota; Metazoa; Chordata; Mammalia; Monotremata; Tachyglossidae
Gene: SGSH
Product: N-sulfoglucosamine sulfohydrolase
Exons: 8
Coding region: 1-1518 (505 amino acids)
Biological process (GO): heparan sulfate proteoglycan catabolic process; glycosaminoglycan catabolic process
Molecular function (GO): N-sulfoglucosamine sulfohydrolase activity
Source: RefSeq, a predicted model, not a curated record
AUGCAUCGCCUCUGUCUGGGCUGCUGGGCCCUGCUCCUCGCCCUGGGCCUCUGCCAGGGCCACCGGGGCACGAAGCGGAACGUGUUGCUCAUCCUCGCGGACGACGGCGGCUUUGAGAGCGGCGCCUACAACAACAGUGCGAUCGCGACACCCCACUUGGACGCCCUGGCCCGCCGCAGCCUGCUGUUCCGCCACGCCUUCACGUCCGUCAGCAGCUGCUCCCCGAGCCGAGCCAGCCUCCUCACGGGGCUGCCCCAGCACCAGAACGGGAUGUUUGGGCUACACCAGGACGUCCACCACUUCAGCUCCUUCGACAAGGUGCGGAGUCUUCCUCUGCUGCUCAGCCAGGCCCAAGUCCGCACCGGCAUCGUGGGCAAGAAGCACGUGGGGCCGGAGCCCGUGUUCCCGUUCGACUUCGCGUACACGGAGGAGAACAACUCCGUCCUCCAGGUGGGAAGGAACAUCACCCGCAUCAAACUGCUGGUCCGCAAGUUCCUCCAGAGCCAGGAUGAGAGGCCCUUCUUCCUGUACGUGGCCUUCCACGAUCCCCACCGCUGCGGCCACUCCCAGCCCCAGUUCGGCGCCUUCUGCGAGAAGUUCGGUAACGGGGAGCAGGGCAUGGGCCUCAUCCCCGACUGGACCCCCCAGAUCUACGCCCCGGAGGAGGUGCAGGUUCCCUUCUUUGUCCCGGACACCCCGGCCGCCCGGGCCGACCUGGCCGCCCAGUACACCACAAUCGGACGCAUGGACCAAGGGAUCGGGCUGGUCCUGGAGGAGCUGCGGGAAGCCGGUGUCCUGAACGACACCCUGGUCAUCUUCUCCUCGGACAACGGCAUCCCCUUCCCCAGCGGCCGCACCAACCUGUACGGGCCGGGCACGGCUGAGCCCCUGCUGGUGUCCUCCCCCGAACACCCGGCCCGCUGGGGCCAGGUCAGCCGGGCCUACGUCAGCCUCUUGGACCUGACGCCCACCAUCCUGGACUGGUUCUCCGUCCCCUAUCCCAGCUACAGCAUCUUCGGCUCCGAGCCGGUCCACCUCACGGGCCGCUCGCUGCUGCCCGCGCUGGAGGCCGAGCCGCCCUGGGACACGGUGUUCGCUAGCCAGAGCCACCACGAGGUAGCCAUGUACUACCCGAUGCGUUCCGUCCUCCACCGCCGGCUCCGCCUCGUCCACAACCUCAACUUCAAGAUGCCCUUCCCCAUCGACCAGGACUUCUACGUGUCCCCCACCUUCCAGGACCUGCUGCGGCGGACCCGGGCCGGCCAGGCCACGGGCUGGUACAAAGACCUGCGGGGCUACUACUACCGGGAGCGCUGGGAGCUCUUCGACCUGGGCCGGGACCCCGAGGAGAGGAGGAACGUGGCGGCCGACCCCGCCUACGCCGAGGCCCUGCGCCUGCUGACGGCUCGCCUGCUCAAGUGGCAGUGGGAGACCCAGGACCCCUGGGUGUGCGCCCCGGACGCGGUGCUGGAGGAGAAACUGAGUCCCCGCUGCCGGCCCCUCUAUAACGAGUUAUGAGGGGAGGCCGGGCCCCGCGGGAGGGGCCAUCCGGGCGCCCUCCGCCACUUGUCCGCUGUGUGACCCUCCGGACUUCGGCUCCCUCGUAUCAUCAUCAU